AUUUCGAAAUCGUGACAUCGUGACUCUUGGACGUAGUUUGAACAGGGACAGAGAACAAACCGGCUUCAACCCGGUAUUUGGAAAAAUAUUUACUUCGUUUACACUCCUUUUUAUGGCACUGAAAAGGAUCUUCUUCGUUAGAACUUUACCGACAUGUCCGAACAAUCUCCCUUCGGGGAACGCGGCGAUCUGAGGCCUCGUCAAGGUUCAUUUUCAUGGAAGAAAAAUGGAAAAAAAAGUUGGAAAGAUCUACAAGCUGCCGUCAAACAAACGAAGUCUGUCCAACAAAGUCUCGUGAACCGAGUGCCUCAUUCAUUCACGUUCUGCGAGAACAAGCUCUAUUUUCUGGCUGUUCCGUUUGGAAGUCGCGAGAACACAAUUCACUACGUUGAUCUACCCGGGCCAAACAGAUCUUCCAUCGAGGAACCUAUACAAGAUGAAUUAAAUUCGCCUCUCUCGUGGAAACCUCUGUUAGACUCGUUUAAAAUCAGUCGUUCUUUUUCGGGAUAUUCGAGGGAAGAGCAGUUGUUGCGAGAGAGGAAACGGCUAGGGGCUUUUGGAAUCACCGCUUAUGACUUCGAUGAGACUUGUCGGCGCUUCAUGUUUUCCGCCUCCAGUAGUUUGUACACUUGCACAGAUUGGCGAGUUGAUGAAGAGGAUGAAAAUAGGCAGCCAAUAAUUCCAGAGGAGCUGAAUUCUCAGACUUCAGAGACAAAGAUGGAUGCCAAAUUAUGCCCCUGUGAUCCCAACUUAGUGGCUUUUAUUCAUCGUAAUGACAUUUGGAUUAAUAGUAUUGUCACAGAGGAAGAAAGAAGGUUGACUUAUACUAAUCAAGGCACACCAAGUCCAAUGGAGGAACCUGUUUCUGCUGGUGUGGCAUCAUUUAUUGUACAGGAAGAAUUUGAUAGAUACACUGGCUACUGGUGGCAACCAAAAUUUAGCACUGAUGAAAGUCUGACCAGGACUUACAGAAUUUUAUUUGAAGAGGUGGAUGAGAGCUCUGUAGAAAUACUCCAUAUUGUCUCUGGUCCAGACAGUAUGGCACGUAACAGUCAUGUAGAUAGCUACCGGUAUCCUAAAGCAGGUUCUGCUAAUGCCAAAUCCAAACUUAAAAUUGUAGAGUUUAGUAUUGAUACAAGUGGCAAGAUCUGUGAUCAUGUGAUUGAAUAUCAAAUGAGAGUGCCCCUCUCAGAAGCAUUUCCAUUUAUGGAAUAUCUUGUAAGGUGUGGCUGGCUGCCAGAUGGUGAAAGUGUAUAUGCUGAAAUCCUUGAUAGAAAUCAGCAGCAUCUUGCUAUGGUUCAAAUUCCUGUGGCGUUCUUUGUUCCUAUUAAUCUUCCUGCCAAUCAACUAUUGACAAUCACAGAAGGCAGUCCAAUGAUUGAGGUGUUAGCUGAAGAAUCUAAUGAUAUAUGGAUAAAUGUGGCUGAUUUAACUCAUUUUCUGCGAAUGAGUGACUCAAGACUGCAGUUUAUCUGGUCCAGUGAAAUAUCUGGAUACCGGCAUCUUUACUUGGCCACUGCUAACAGUAAUCACACACUCACCCGUGCUAGAGCAGGGAGCUUUAUUGCUGAAUGCUGUAUUCAUUACCCACUUGUGACACAACGACAGUUAACUGAUGGAGAUUGGGAAGUGGAUGGUAAAGAGAUCUGGGUGGAUGAAAAUCGCAAACUCAUUUACUUCAUGGGAACCAAAGACACACCUAUAGAGCAGCAUCUAUAUGUAGUGUCCUAUGUCGAGUCUGACUACAGUGAGCCCCAGAGACUAACACAGUCUGGCUACUCUCAUGCGGUCAGUCUGAACGAGAGUUUUACAAAGUUUGUAACUGUGUUUUCAUCCAUAAAAGAAACUCAAGCAGUAAUGGUGUAUCAACUGAACCAUGAUGAAGUAGAAAUGAACAAUAUUCCUCUUAUCACAGUUGAACCAGUUGCUGAGUUGUUACGAUCAAGUGUGAUUCCAGAUUAUCAGCCACCAGAACUUUUUUCAUAUGAGAGUAAGCAUGGCCAUCAAGUGUAUGGAAUGAUGUUCAAACCUCCUAUUAUUGAACCUGGAGUCAAAUAUCCAACUGUUCUGUUCUUAUAUGGAGGGCCUCAUGUUCAGCUGGUGACGAAUGCUCACAAGGGUUACCGCUUUCUUCGCCUUCACACCAUAGCUAAACUGGGUUAUGUUGUGGUGGUCAUGGACUGCAGAGGUUCUGCACACAGAGGCCUGCAGUUUGAAGGUCACAUUAAGAAUCGCCUGGGCCAAGUUGAAAUUGAAGACCAAGUUGAGGGAUUAGAAUAUGUUGCCAAGGCUACUGGCUUCGUUGACUUGUCUAGAAUUGCAAUCCACGGCUGGUCCUAUGGAGGGUACUUGUCCUUGCUUGGUUUGGUGCAGCGUCCGGAAAUAUUUAAGGUUGCUAUUGUUGGUGCUCCUGUGACUACAUGGUCAGCUUAUGACACUGGUUACACAGAGCGCUACAUGAGCACACCAGCAGAGAAUCCCUUGGGAUACAAAAUGAGUUCUGUGUUAAAUUAUGCAAACAGAUUCCCAGAUGAAGAGAACAGACUUCUUCUUGUCCACGGCUUAAUUGAUGAGAAUGUUCACUUCUACCACUCAAGUCUUCUCAUUAGUGAGCUGAUCAAGGCCUGCAAGCCAUAUCAGCUGCUGAUCUAUCCAAAUGAAAGACAUGGCAUUCGCCAGUCAGUUUCAUCUGAACACUAUGAGACCAUGCUGCUCUCAUUUUUACAAAAAAAUUUGUAACAAACAGGCGGUAACCAUUUUGGCUUUUACAAAAGUAUGUUAGUCUAUUGCAUCUGUUUUUUAAUGAGGCUUGUACAUGUAGGUUUAGUCCUGGUGCAUCAGACCAAUGUUUGGGUACAUGUAAAUUUUAAGCAAAACCAUCUGCAUGAUGUUCUUUAUCAGCUUAUCUGUAUGUAAAGAAAACAAAGCUGGCUUACAAAGCUGCCAAACAGCUUAAAAUUUGGUUUUCUGUGGCAAAAAGAAACAUCUUGAAGCCUCCUGUUGUACCUGCAACUGCGUGUAGUACUGACUCAGGCUAUGGCAUUUUUUUAUUAACUGUUCAUCAAACCCUAACCUGGCAUGAAAAUUAUAUUUCCUUCUGACUGAGCUGGGUGUCAUAAUGUACAAUGUACCGUUCAUCUUUUUACGUUUUUGUUUUAUUUUGAGCUGAAAGCUUGAAAUGGUUUUAUACUACAUGGCUAUUAUCUCAGUUAUUAAAUUAUUAACUUAUUUCUGUAGAAAGUGCAGUAAACAUAAAAUUACAGAUUAGUGAAGCAUAAUGUAUAAUUAGCACUGUUAUAAACAUUUUCCUGUAACUGGGGCUGGGGAGCAAUUAAUAAGCAGACUGUAACUUGCGCUAAUCCCCUUUCCAACUCUAACUAUUAAAACAGCUGUGUUGUAUAGACAUUCUAGCUGUUCCUUCCUGUGAACAAACUUAUGUACAUGACAAGGAUUGCAGUAUUCUCCAAGUUUAUGCUGUAGUCAUGUCUUAUACCAAGUACCAAAGACCUGAGGAAGUUAGGAAAUCCUGUGACCUGUGUUUUACACUUAUUAUAAGAAGUCUACCAGAUCAUUACAAGUGUUCUUUCAAACUACAACAUGCUAUUUCUUUUUAUCUGAAAUCAGCAGCCAUUGAUGGUCUGUUGGACAAUUGUGUCUUCUUUUUAAGGUAAAGGUAUUCAGUUAGCAAAAAAAAUUACAACUGUACUUGGGAAAGGCCAGUACAUUGUUGAUGCAACCUUGAUACAGGGGUCUCAGUCCUUUAUCUCCCUUGUUGUCCAACAACAAAGAAGGGUAUGACUUGUAUGACUGGUACAACUUGGUUGUUGAUGAUCCUGAAUUUUGAUAAUUAUAUGCCUAGGUGAUAUUGCAUGGGAUGUAGCCUCACUGUGUUCACAAUGAAUGGAACUCAACUGUAGCACAGAGUUGCAUUGAGGCCACUUCCAAACCUAUACCCUAUUUACAUCAACAUAGCAUGAUUGUUUUGGGAAACUGUGGUUAGGAAACAUAAUAUAAAUGUAAUUGGCAGGAGAGCAAACACGUGUGUCUUACAAUGUAUCUUACAGAAUUAAAAAAUCUAUCACUUGCUGUUUCACCAUGCAUAAUAAUUAUUAAUGUAAACUCUCGAGAGUUUGGUCAAUAAUGAAUGAAAAAAAACAUUAAUUUUAUCUUAUUUAAUAUCUGCCAUGAGUGUAAUCAGGUAUUAGAAUUUAGUCAGUAAGGUUGAAAAUUUGUUUACAACUAUACUGGAAAUUGUUCUAAGAAACUUUUCUAUAAUAAUUAUUGAUAAAGAUGAUCAUUAUUAUUUAAGUGGUGUAGAGAAUAAGAUGCUAUUGAGACAGCCAACCGUUUAACAGGUGAAAAGAGAAGUUAUUUAUUAACCAGCCUAUCAAUCAUAUAUGAUAGAAAAUUUUAAGUUUUUCCUUCAGGGUUCAACGCUUGUUACACAGCCUUGUCUGCAGAGGUCUUGAUUUCAGACAGCACCAAGUUCACAAACUCCUGCAAGACUCAAAUUUUGAGUCUGCACAGACUACACAUUUUAGUUGAUUUUUUGUUUACCAGUGAUCACCAGCCAAUCAGAUUUUUGAAGUGUUGUUUCUUAAUUGCCAGUAGCUGCAAUCUUGGUGCUGAAUGAAGAGAUCUGCACAUGGGGUUCAAUUACAUAUAAUGAUGUUUGUAGUUUCCCUUGUUUUAAGGACGUUCGUGCCAAAAUUUUCCAACAUUUUUUUUUUUUUUCUGAGACUUUUACCAGUGUAAGAUGAUGAGUUAGUUAUGUUAGAAACGUGAAAAAGUGGGGGUUCACUGACUUCGUUUUGGAGAGAACAAUUGCCCGGAAGAACACCCUAAA
This is a messenger RNA of Orbicella faveolata, 4846 nucleotides long. RefSeq names its product dipeptidyl peptidase 9-like. Gene Ontology annotation, biological process: proteolysis. Gene Ontology annotation, molecular function: serine-type peptidase activity; dipeptidyl-peptidase activity. The record is from RefSeq and is a predicted model, not a curated record. Lineage: Eukaryota; Metazoa; Cnidaria; Anthozoa; Scleractinia; Merulinidae.